Messenger RNA from Acytostelium subglobosum LB1, 2124 nucleotides. RefSeq lists its product as hypothetical. Lineage: Eukaryota; Evosea; Eumycetozoa; Acytosteliales; Acytosteliaceae. The record is from RefSeq and is a predicted model, not a curated record. The coding region runs from base 1 to 2124 and encodes 707 amino acids. The transcript is spliced from 3 exons.
AUGGACAACUCACAUCAAAGCUCUAAAGAUAACAUCGUUGUCGACGCUGAUCAACAGGAGCAGCAAGAACUCCCAGUCAUAAUAGAGGCUACUCCACCACAAAAAUAUGGUGCUACUUUGGAUCAAUCAACUUUGAACAUCAGUCGCAACAAGGAGUCAGAUUAUUUGGAUUACAAACCACAGCAACAACAACAGAAUGGCAAUGGCAGUGCGAUGGAUCUUCACACGAGCAGGACACUCAGUAGCAGUGGAAUGGUGGACACGUACAUGCACAAUAGCAAUGUAUUCCAGAUACCAGUUCCCAAGUUUAUCAAGGACAACGAGCGACUGAAUGAGUACUACGAGAAGUUCGUACCAAAGUUCCCAAGUGCACUCAAGGACAGGAUCAAUCCAGUCACUUUGGUAUUCAAAAAGAGGAGUAAACUACAACAGCAACAACAUCAAUGUGAUGGAUCACGUGAUGGACAGUGCCAAGGAUGUGCAGGAUGCCUUCGUCGCUACUCAACCAGGUCAUCAGCCAAGAAAGUCCGUGAUCAACUUGCUCUAGCACGUCUCGAAUCACCCAAGACCAGAGGUCAAUUCCAACCCGUUUCCUCAUCUGAUCCAGUUUUGGAUGAGUUGAUCACAGAGGGCGAGUUUGAAAGAUACUUCAAUCUGAUAUGUAAGACCAAGAUCAAGGUGUUGAUGUCAUUUGCAGUUGUACUACAGAUAUUGAUGUCAGUGUUCAAUUAUAUGAAGGAAGGUGGAUACUUGUUGAGGAGGGAUGCAUUAUAUACAACAGAGUUGGUUGUUACCAUUGUCUGUGCAUUGAUAAUCAUUCCAUUGCCAGCUCUUGCAUCAUAUGUCGAAGUAGUCUACCUACAAAUACUAUUAUUAACCAAUAAUAUAUCCAGAAUAUUCUAUAUCGAUGUUUUCCCUCCAUAUGAACCAUCAUAUCAAAUUUAUCUUUGGGUCAACUUCUCUGUACCAACGGCCAAGUUCUGGAGAGCAUGCAUCACUGGAACAAUUGGAGUGUUUGCAUUGGUCAUCAUUCGAAUCAUCAAUGCCUAUCCACCAAGUGUGCUGCACGUCAUCUUCUCACAGGGUGGAUCAUACAUGUUCUACUUGGUCGCGGCAGGCUUUGGUGCACGUCUCAACGAGAUUACAAACCGUGCACUGUUUGCAGAGCUGGUGCGAGUGUGUCCACACAUGCCCGCCCAGAAGACCUACGAUCACUUUGACAAGUUCUACAAGCGAGCCACCAACUUCCUCACACAGCGAUUCAAGGAUCGUGAGAUGGAGCGUGGUUUCAUCCAGUUCUACUCGUCCGAGUCGAUCAUUGAGGUGGGCGUGGUGUUGGCCACCACAGCCACAACAAUCUUCUACACUAUGCAGGACUACCUUUACAGCAAGCCUGGCACACUGUUCAUCUUCCUACUGCUACGCUUCAUUAUAAUGGUGCCCGUCACACUGUCGAUGCUCUACCUCUCAGUCAUGCGACGCACACAUCCAUAUCGCGCCGACCUCUUGUCAUUCAUUGCGUUCACCGUGCUGAUUGGAGUGCAGUGCGCAAUGUUCACUCAGACGUCUACACGUGAUGGCAGUCUGUACUACUUUGGCGGUGUGAUGCGUGUAGUCACACUGGCAUCGUCACAACUGUUCUUCCUGUACCUGCUGGUGCUGCUGCCAGUCAGCUUUGCCAUCUUGCCACUGGCGAUGGUUGGCAAGGGCACAGCCAACACCAACUACAUCCUGUUCUUUAUCAUCUUCACUGUGAUCAUUGCCUGCUACUCAUUGCUACGCGAGAAGAAUCAACGUGUCCGCUACCUCAUCCGUCAUUACUCACGAGACAUCCUGACGCCUGAGCUGGCCAAGGAGUUGGAUACAGAGGUGCGCCAUGUUACCGAACAAGAACCAAGUGUCGACAAGCUGCAUCUGAUCGAGCCAACAUUCAAUGAUGGUGAUGAUGGAGGUGGCGUGGAGAUGGUUACAAUCUCGAGUGAUCUACCUUCGACCUCACCACAGCGCGUGGAUGAAGAGGGUGCACAAGGACAAGGCCACGGUGUCAAUGACAGUGUCAGUAGGAGAGGUGUCAAGAUCAAUCUGUUACAUUAUACCAAUGCCCAGCAACAGCAGGCACAAUAA